CCAUACCCUCUCCUCACACACGUGCCACCUUUUAAUUGGUCUGUUUCUCUUCGUCGGGAUUCAUACCAACACAACCAAUAAACAUUACCAGUCACUCUCAUCACCCCCUUCUUUCUCAAUCUCUCUCUCUCUCUGUGGAAAAAAAACACUAUCUUUUUUCUCUCUGUGUUUUUCCUCUAUCAAUAAAACCCAAAUUUUCUUUUGAAUUUAAUCAUUUCUUUAUCCAAGAAUCUCCAUUUUCGUGCUCAGCAAUGGAUGAUCUUCAUUUUAGUUACAGUUUCGAGUUCUAACACUCUAAUUUUGAUUAAAUUCCUUUUCUCUUUUGAUCUUGUGAAGAAAGAGAAAAAGAAAGAAUGAUGGAGGAAGCAAUGGAGAGUUCAAUCAACGGAGGAUUAGGUGUAGGAGGUUUCACACAGUUACAGAGCUGUGUUGGUGGGGGUGACAGUAGUGAAGAAGAGCUAUCCGUAUUGCCUCGUCAUACAAAAGUUGUAGUGACUGGUAAUAACAGAACUAAGUCUGUUCUUGUUGGUCUUCAAGGUGUUGUCAAGAAAGCUGUUGGUCUUGGCGGUUGGCAUUGGCUGGUUCUUACUAACGGCAUAGAAGUAAAGCUACAGAGGAAUGCUCUUAGUGUGAUUGAGGCUCCCACUGGGAACGAGGAUGAUGACGAUUUGGAAUUCGAUAAUGUGCAGUGGAAUGUAUCUGAUUUGGCAUCCGAUGACACCCAAAAGUCCCAUAGAUCAAAGCAUCGGACGCAUAAAUCAACAGGAUCAUCUUACAAGACUGUGAGUAGGUCACUCUCUUGUGACUCUCAUUCUAAGGGUUCUGUUUUUACGCCUCGUGGUGGAACUACGAAGAUAGACCUCAGCAGAUUGGAGAUGGCUGCCUUGUGGAGAUACUGGAAGCACUUCAAUCUUGUUGAUAAUAUCCCGACUAACCCAUCCAAAGAACAACUAGUAAAUGUUGUUCAGCGGCAUUUUAUGUCUCAGCAAAUGGAUGAGUUGCAGGUGAUCGUCGGAUUUGUUCAAGCUGCAAAAAGAUUGAAGACGGUCUGCAACUGAUGCAGAACGACUAAAAGUGAGACUUUUGAGAUUGAAGGAAUCUCAAUGCUAACAGAAACAAGUAUCUUAAUUAUCGUCCACUUCCUGCCCGACUGCCUGUAACAUAUUUAUGGUUUGAUUAUGAUUACAAUGUUGCUAGCGAGCUAAGUAGUUACUUGCUUGAUGGAAGAAGCUAUAGAGUUUGUGUUUUGGUAACAUUUGGUAGUGUAGUUAGUAGUUAUGUAGAUAUUAUGUAAAAACUGGUGAGUAGAACUUCAACAAGAAGAGUCCUUUGUGAUCUUCUUCUCUUAAGCUUGGUUGGUUUAAUGUAAUUCUGACUUGGGAAGUGGAUUUCUGAAAAUGUAUAUAUUCUUCAUUCAUUCCCUA
Messenger RNA from Mercurialis annua (annual mercury), 1424 nucleotides. RefSeq lists its product as uncharacterized. Lineage: Eukaryota; Viridiplantae; Streptophyta; Magnoliopsida; Malpighiales; Euphorbiaceae. The transcript is spliced from 6 exons. Gene Ontology annotation, biological process: regulation of DNA-templated transcription. Gene Ontology annotation, cellular component: histone deacetylase complex. Gene Ontology annotation, molecular function: transcription coregulator activity; protein binding. The record is from RefSeq and is a predicted model, not a curated record. Bases 354 to 1058 code for a protein of 234 amino acids.